This is a messenger RNA of Ornithodoros turicata, 1449 nucleotides long. RefSeq lists its product as uncharacterized. The transcript is spliced from 4 exons. Bases 301 to 1449 code for a protein of 382 amino acids. NCBI's taxonomy places the organism in Eukaryota, Metazoa, Arthropoda, Arachnida, Ixodida, Argasidae. The record is from RefSeq and is a predicted model, not a curated record.
UGUUGCAAUAUUUUGUGUUGACUAGGGAUGCUGUAGCCGUGAUAGUUUAUUAACCUUUCUGUUUGUAUUCCCUUAGUGGGACCAGUGGAAUUGGCUGUUUCUCAUACAUACGUGUUGUAAAUAUAUCUACAGGGUGAUGGCUCUGUUCCUGAGUCAGGUUCCUCUUUUAGCACAACACCAUCUUGCACAUCUCCUUUGCAAGUCCCCUCAGUACCGGACACCCAACAACAUCAGUGUGAAAGCAAAGCUUCGAACGUGGACCCCAACUGUCCAGUAAACUUCCAAGUUUGUUGGGAAAGCAUGCCACCACAACUAAUAUCCGCAGUGAAGAAAAAGGAGCGCCCGUCUAGCAGGCUGCGUCGUGAAAUGGUCCGUCUGGUAGUUGACCAAUCCAGAACCAUGUGUGAGCGCCCACUCAAGAAACACUACGAAAUUAUUGCAAGACGAAUUGUGGGCCAGUAUCCAGCAUCAUUUCAAGAUGCCUUUGAAGGCACGGUUGUUGGGACGGGUCAUGAUUCGCUUCUUAAUCAGCUGGUCUUUAGGACCGAAAACUGUGUACGCUUUCAGAACCGUUGCUCUGGUGAGACGGCGGAUCUGACGAAGAGUGGACGAAAGAAGGCCCGCAUGUACGGUUGCUUCAAGGAUUCUACCACUGAAAACAUUGAUGAGGAGUGCUUGGAAGAAAAAAAAGAAACGCUAAAACAUUGGUAUGUGACGAACACUGGUCAAAAAGAUGACAUCAAAGCGGAGAUGAAGGUGACAUACUUGCUGCAACGGAAAAUGAUCGAUUCGAAAAUCAAAACCCCCGAACUCCUGUCGGAAUGGCCGUACCUCUUCACGCCCGACGGCAUGUUCAUCCACUUUCACGAGCUUGUUGGCAUACACGUCGAGGAUGUGCUCCCAGUGUCAUUCAAGGAAAAGGGACUGAGCAUUUUGAAAUUCGCACAACAGUGCGAGAAAAGUGAUGCUGCCACGCAAAUCCUGGCGGAGCUGGAAGAUGCCCCAGGCACAGAACUGCAAAACCAGGCAGUCGCAGUGACCCUUCUCCUGUUACACUACUUAGAGGAAAAUGCCGUCUUCAUUGUUCGUGGCGAUCCUUGUACUGCCCGUGAUGUGGAGCAGUCUGACCUUCCAGCAAGCCCAAGAAUUAUUGUUAUUGGUGAUUCCGCAUGGUGCCCGUCCUCAUUCAUGUUGAGUGUAGACAAGAUUGUUGUCACAGACCUCAUCGAUGACUUUAUCACGGCAAUCAGCGUCUGGUUUGCUCUCCACUAUGUGCUGAAUCUUGUAUAUGCCCAAGAAAGUCAAGCAUUGCUGGAGUUCCUGCAGAGGACAUUUCUCUGGAUAAACCCUGACCGGGGUUCAAGAGCAGAGAAGAGGCAGCGCACGCCUGUCAAUAAAAAGGUGCUGCGACUCGUCGACAAGCUGUCGCACUUUGAGUGGCAUGUUUAA